Carya illinoinensis is the source of this 1880-nucleotide messenger RNA. Its product is annotated as D-amino-acid transaminase, chloroplastic-like. NCBI's taxonomy places the organism in Eukaryota, Viridiplantae, Streptophyta, Magnoliopsida, Fagales, Juglandaceae. The record is from RefSeq and is a predicted model, not a curated record. Gene Ontology annotation, molecular function: pyridoxal phosphate binding; 4-amino-4-deoxychorismate lyase activity. The transcript has 5 exons. Gene Ontology annotation, biological process: folic acid biosynthetic process. The coding region runs from base 429 to 1520 and encodes 363 amino acids.
UUUUACCGCACACCCCGAUGCUUCAGAGUUAUCAAACAAACUAAAAAUAUAGUUUCUUUGACAAAUGAUCUAAAACGUUCUAAGCAGAACUACCAAGCGUUGCUGAUCAUCCGUGAUCACCAUCCCCAGAAAUAAAAGUUGGAGUGGGGGAACUUUCGGUGAGGAAGCUAAAAUCCACUGGGCUUAGCUACAAUAAAGAAGGAAAGAAAAGCAGACAGAACAAAAGUCGGCCCCAAAUACAUUAGUCGUUUGCUUUGGUUUAUUGUUUUGUUUCACACCGCCCUGUCCCAAGCACUUCAAGACAAACUUGCAGGCUUGCAGCUGUUAUUUUAUUACCCAAAUGAUCAUUAAGCGCUGUUCUCAUUCAUCCUUCCUCUUUUAUCUCCACCCUCUUUGUUCCUCACCGAAUCAUUGACCCCUUGGAAGCCAUGGAAAAGAGCAGUUCUUCUUGUGAUCAGAAAUUAGUUGAUGGGCUGCUCUGUGUUGCUUUUAUCCCAUUCUGUUUUGAAGAUACGUUGGAGGUUGGAAAUGGCAGUGACUUUAAAGUUCAUAUUUUUUCAUCAUCGUCUGAGUUGCUUGAAAACCUGCACAAGAAGUGGAGUUCAGUGAAAAAGCAACCAUAUCCAGCAAUGUAUUCCAGUGUAUUUGGUGGAAUUAUUCUUGAUCCGGCCAUGAUGGUACUUCCAAUAGAUGAUCACAUGGUUCAUCGGGGGCAUGGUGUGUUUGACACAGCUAUUAUAUUAGAUGGAUACCUCUAUGAGCUGGAUGUUCACUUGGAACGUUUCCUCAGAUCAGCUUCAGAAGCAAAGAUCUCCUCUCCAUUUCCUCGAUCGGUCCUUCGAAGCAUUCUUGUGCAACUGAGUGCAGCAUCUCAAUGUAAGAAAGGAACUCUAAGAUAUUGGUUAAGUGCGGGGCCUGGGGAUUUCUUGCUUUCUCCUGCAGGAUGCACAACGUCGGCAUUCUAUGCUGUAGUCAUAGAUGAUGACAUCUCUCAGCACAAAGACGGAGUUAAAGUGAUAACAUCCACUGUACCCAUGAAGUCGCCCCAAUUUGCAACAAUGAAGAAUGUGAACUACCUUCCAAAUGUCCUUUCACAGAUGGAAGCUGAGGAGAAGGGAUCAUUUGCUUCUAUUUGGGUUGAUGAUGAAGGUUAUAUUGCUGAAGGUCCAAAUGUGAAUGUUGCUUUUAUAAACCAUGAUAAGGAGCUUCUCAUACCUUCGUUUGAUAAGAUCCUUAGUGGGUGCACUGUGAAGAGGCUUCUUGCACUAGCCCCCAAGUUGGUUGAGCAGGGUCAUCUAAAAGCUGUGAGAACUACAAAUAUAACAGUGGAGGAAGCCAAAGGUGCAGCUGAAAUGAUGUUUGUAGGAAGCACGCUGCCUAUAUUGCCCAUCAUCACUUGGGAUGAACAACCCAUUGGAGAUGGGAAGGUAGGAGAAUUGACAAUGGCACUCUCGGAUCUGCUUUGGGAUGAUAUGUUAGCAGGCCCUGAGACGCAGAGGUUACCUGUUCCCCAUGUGUAGUCAAACCGAGUAUAAAGUUGACAGAGUGGUUUCAUCUUGCUUUUAGGUGCCUCAUUCCUGUUAUUCUUCUUGUUGCUUGUUUAAGCAAAGGCCUUCUCUGUCAUUGUCUUCUUUUUUACCUUGAGUUGGUGAAAAAGUUUUUAAUAAAACAUCCACGGUUUGGUCACAGGGAAUUUAUUUAUAUAGCAGAUGCAUAACCUGGCAGCCACUUGUAAAAUAAAAAAAAAAGUAUAUCCUGGUAGCCAAAAGAAGGAGAAACUGAACUGCUUGCUUUGCUGUAUUUGAAACGCUAAGUUCCUGGCAGACCCUUUAUUCGUAUAUGUGAAAAGCAUUUGAUGAAAACAGCUUAUGUUUACUGAA